Molecule: messenger RNA, 324 nt
Organism: Sorex araneus (European shrew)
Lineage: Eukaryota; Metazoa; Chordata; Mammalia; Eulipotyphla; Soricidae
Product: keratin-associated protein 6-5-like
Exons: 1
Coding region: 1-324 (107 amino acids)
Biological process (GO): keratinization
Source: RefSeq, a predicted model, not a curated record
AUGUGUGGCUACUACGGAAACUGCUAUGGAGGCCAUGGCUAUGGAUGCUGUGGCUAUGGAGGCCUGGGCUAUGGCUAUAGAGGCCAUGGCUAUGGAUGCUGUGGCUAUAGAGGCCUGGCCUAUGGCUAUGGAUUCUGUGGCUAUAGAGGCCUGGCCUAUGGCUAUGGAGGCCUGGGCUGUGGCUAUGGAUUCUGUGGCUAUAGAGGCCUGGCCUAUGGCUAUGGAGGCCUGGGCUGUGGCUAUGAAUGCUAUGGCUAUAGAGGCCUGGCCUAUGGCUAUGGAGGCCUGGGCUGCGGCUACAGCUAUGGCUCUGGCUCUCUCUAA